Mugil cephalus (flathead mullet) is the source of this 7128-nucleotide messenger RNA. Its product is annotated as matrix metalloproteinase-16-like. The transcript has 11 exons. The record is from RefSeq and is a predicted model, not a curated record. Gene Ontology annotation, molecular function: zinc ion binding; metalloendopeptidase activity. NCBI's taxonomy places the organism in Eukaryota, Metazoa, Chordata, Actinopteri, Mugiliformes, Mugilidae. Gene Ontology annotation, biological process: extracellular matrix organization; collagen catabolic process; proteolysis. Bases 439 to 2280 code for a protein of 613 amino acids. Gene Ontology annotation, cellular component: extracellular matrix.
AAACGCGAUUGAAAACGGGCAGCUAUGCCGCGCGCUGCAGAAAACGGGCUGGACUCGUCCGCUUGGAACAACGGUCUCUGUACCGGAGGACUGACCCGGGGACUGCGGGACCGGGAGGCUGCUGCUGCUGCUCCUGCUGCUGUCAGGCGUUAACAACGAUUCUUUCCCCGGGGAUAACCACCUCCACCUCCUCCUCCUUCUCCUCCAUACCCUCCUCCUCCUCCUUCUCCUCCUGAAGCCGCGGCGCUCGACGACUCGGCUCCUGCUCCCAUUUCCCCCCCCCUUGCUCCUCUCCUCUGCCACUAGAGAGACUUCCGAGGCAUCAGCAAUGUUGCUGCUAAGCGCGUAGGAUUUAUUUAUUCCCGUUGUCCGCUCGUUUUUGCGUCGACUGUAAAUAACACUGAGCUCAGACAGACAGCCACUCCAGCGGGGUUCACUAUGGUUUUACUGGCGCUCCGCACCAGGAGAUGUCUUAAUAGCUGCUGUAUGGGGACGUUAUGCUUGCAGUUGUUGCUGUGGAUUUUAUGCGCCGUGAACGGAGAGGAGCAGCCGUUCAGUGUAGAGGCAUGGCUCCAGAGGUAUGGCUACCUCCCUCCUGCAGACCCCAGAAUGUCAGUGCUGCGUUCUGCUCGAGUCAUGCAGUCUGCUAUCGCUGCCAUGCAGCGCCGCUACGGCCUAAGUGUCACAGGGACUCUGGACGAGAACACUAUAGAUAGAGAUACCACAGUAAGAUGGAUGAAGAAGCCCAGAUGUGGCGUUCCUGACCAGAUAGGGGGUGCGUCCAAAUUCAGCGUCAGGAAACGGCGGUACGCCCUUACGGGACAGAAGUGGCAACACAAACAUAUCACAUACAGCAUAAAGAACGUGACACCCAAAGUGGGCAUUGAGGAGACCCACGACGCCAUCCGGCGAGCCUUCGACGUGUGGCAGAACGUGACGCCGCUGCGCUUCGAGGCCGUGCCCUACAGCGAGCUGGAGAGGACCAAGAAGGACGUCGACAUCACCAUCAUCUUCGCUUCAGGUUUCCACGGCGACAGCUCGCCCUUCGACGGCGAGGGGGGCUUCCUGGCGCACGCCUACUUUCCGGGGCCGGGAAUCGGAGGCGACACGCACUUUGACUCGGAUGAGCCGUGGACGCUGGGCAACCCUAACCAUGACGGUAACGAUUUGUUCCUGGUAGCCGUCCACGAGCUCGGUCACGCGCUGGGCCUCGAACACUCAAACGACCCCACGGCCAUCAUGGCUCCUUUUUACCAGUACAUGGACACCGACAACUUCAAGCUACCCAUGGAUGACCUGCUGGGUAUCCAGAAGAUUUAUGGGCCUCCUGAUAAGAUUCCCCAGCCCACCAAGCCUUUGCCCACGGCGCCCCCUCCCCGCUCCCAUCCUCCUUCAGACCCCCGAAAGCCAGACAGGCAGACGCGACCCCCGAGGCUGCCUCCAGGGGACAGGCCGUCCCACCCGAACGCUAAACCCAACAUCUGCGACGGAGGCUUCAACACCCUGGCCAUCCUGAGAAGAGAGAUGUUCGUCUUCAAGGACCACUGGUUUUGGCGGGUGAGAGAUAACUCCGUGAUGCCGGGAUACCCCAUGCUCAUCAGCGUUUUCUGGAGGGGCCUGCCGGCAAAGAUCGAUGCGGUCUACGAGAACAGCGAGGGCAAGUUCGUCUUCUUCAAAGGAAAGCAGUUCUGGGUGUUUAAGGACACGGUGCUGCAAUCCGGGUACCCCAAGGAUAUCACCCAGUUCGGCCACGGCAUGCCGGCCCAGAGCAUCGAGACGGCCGUGUGGUGGGAAGACGUGGCCAAGACCUACUUCUUUAAAGGGGACAGGUAUUGGCGCUACAAUGAGGAUAUGAGAACCAUGGACCCUGGCUAUCCUAAGCCCAUCACAGUGUGGAGAGGUGUGCCUGAUUCGCCACAGGGGGCCUUCGUCGACAAAGCCAACGGUUUCACCUACUUCUACAAGGGGAAGGAGUACUGGAAGUUCAACAACCAGUUCCUGCGGGUGGAGCCGGGCUACCCGCGCUCCAUCCUCAAAGACUUCAUGGGCUGCGACCUGAUGCCCGUCGACCCCGGCCGCCCGCCGGCCGACGACGGCAACUCGGACGUGGUGAUCGAGCUGGACAACGAGGCCAACACGGUGAAGGCCAUCGCCAUCGUCAUCCCCUGCGUGCUCGCCCUGUGCCUGCUGGUGCUGGUCUACACCGUGGUGCAGUUCAAGAGGAAGGGCACGCCGCGCCACAUACUGUACUGCAAACGCUCCAUGCAGGAGUGGGUCUGAAACGUCGGGAAGAGACGGGGGGGGGGCGGGGGCGUGGGUGGGAGGAGAAGAUGGUGGGUACGGGACGGCGGCCCCCGCUUUCACGGAGAGGAGGAGGAGGACGGCGGACUUUGGACAGCUUUAUUAAAAACUUGAAAACAAUGCAGCCGUGCCACCUCCUCUUAGGUGAUCUGAUUCCUCAGACCCACAGGGACACACGGACACUCUAUCAGAGAUCCCUCGUAUUAAAGGCGACCCCAGGACCUAAAGCUGACUCUGCCAGCCCUGAGCCUUUUUAACAAACAGGGCGGCAGAGGGACAGUUUGCGAGCGGGGAGGGGGUCUCAGUCGGAAACGUCCUUCGGCCUCAGUCCAAAAGUAGGGGGAAAAAAAACAACAAAAACAAAAAAACUUGAGGGUCAGCAUCACUUUGUAUCUCAGAAACCUUUUAUUUCUCUGCCCCACUGCUUUUAUUCAGAGGGAGGACUUUUCAGGGCCACAGGGCGCUGCAUCGUCAUCUGUCAUAUCAGCCCGUUGGUAAAAAAAAACAAAAAAAAAACAACAACAGCUUUCUCUUUUCUGAUCAGGUCCCCCGCUUCAUUUAGUGUCGGAUAAGCGCGACUUAAUCCCAUUUACCAAUCACAAAUCUGUUUUCUGUCGCUUUUUCUGAUUUCGAGUUUCUUUUUUUUUUGGAAAAAAAAAAUUUUAGUUCAUUUGAGAGAAGGAGGUCCUCACGGUUCCCUUUAAGACACUCCUGAGACCAAACUAAACCAAAUAAAAUCUAUUUCUCUCCAAAGAGGAUCGCAUUACUUCUAUUUCUUCUUUUUACGCUUUUGUUUCUUUCUCUUUUUUUUUCUCAUUUCAGUUCGUUCUUCUUUUCCCUUCUCUGGAUCCGUGCAGCGAUUAAGAGUCGGGGAGCUCUGACUGUUGUGGCAGUCUGUUUGAGACACAGGGGCCAAAUUAUUCUGCAAUAUUUUAACUCGCCUUAAUUAUAGAUUAUACUACUUGUGCUUGUUUUGUUGUUUUUUUUGGUGUUUUUUUAUUUUAUUUUAUUUUAUUUGUAUACUGCUUUAGAUUUUUGUUUGUUUGUUGGUUUGUUAAAGAAGCUGAGUAACUUGCUUCUUGUGAUUGGUAUUUUCUGGGUUUUAUUACGUUACACGGGAUCCUCGGCACUGGCUUGCUGAGCCGUUCUGGACAGAAUAUACAGUCAGCCUGUACUAAGAGUAAUGUAUUGUAUCAUAAAAAAAAACAAAACAAAAAAAAAAGAUGUUGGAAGGUUCUGGAGUAAAGCCACUAUUUUUUUUUUUUCUUUUUGUGUGUGUUAAGAUAUUUGUUACUUUUAUUAUUUCCAUACGACAGAAAUCAGGCUAACGAGAGCUUGAGAGCUAAUGGAUUUGGCCCAUAUUGAAGAACAAGUUCAAGCGUGCAUCAAAACCCUUUUUUUUUUUUUUUUUUUUUUUUGUGAAAAAAAAAAAGAAAUGUUGACUGCCUUGUCUGAGAGAGCUCACACUUCCCAGAAUGCUCUUGUCCCGUGACUGAGGACCCACAGAGUGAGACACCGAGUCAAAGAUCAGUGCCUGUCUCAAUGUGCAUGCAAGCAUUUACUGGACACCCGACUGGUUCCACUCAGCGUGGCUUUGGAAACCCCUCAAAAGCAGAGGAGCAAGUUUUCUCUUAAAAAAAAUAAAAUAAACGACUGUUUGCAUUUUAUUUUUGUACCUUUUAGGUGUACCCCCUGCCCCCUCCCCCCAAACCACCACUUCCCUCCCUCCUUCCCUCCCUCCAGGUACAGUUAAAUCUAACAGAUAAGAUAAAAAAAGAUUCAAGUGGUACAUUUGUGAAACGAUUGGGAGACCUGACGGGUCAAAUUGGCCUCAACCGAACGUCGGCAAGCGCGUAGUGAGCAGUCUUUGAAUGUGUGUUUAUUUUCAUGAUCGCAUUACUGGUUUUUAUUUCUUUCCUAUUUUCUGGUCAAAACUAUUUGGACAUCUCACAAUGACUUCUUUGUGUAAGACUUUUGGGACGAGAGAGAAAAGAAAAAAAAAAGACUUGUCCCGAGUGAAUGAAUAAACUGAUCAAUAUAUGACUGAGAGCCGCCUUCAAACUCUCCGCUCGUCUUUUAACGUGUCUGCAAGAGCGUUUCCGGCGCGGGUUGUGCAAGUGUGUGUCCCGUCUUUUGCUGAGCUGUUUGGUCGCUGUUUGUGUGCUGUGGUGCUGUGAGCGUCCAGAAAUCACGUCAGAUCAUAACUUGGACCUGAACAUACCAAGAAAUAAGAGGAGAUUUUAGUUUAAAUUCAAAUUUAGAACUUCAGACUCAUGAUUCGCUUUUAAAAUUUACUUGAGCAUUUGGUGCAUUUGUUUCUCUUUUAUUUACACUUCAGGAAUUACCUGUUCUUCUCUGCCAACAACUAGCCUGAGCUAAUCUCUCAAUAAAACUUGAACUUUUUUUUUUUUUUUUUUUUUUUUACAUAUGUUAAACAAAAAGAUGUGUGAGCUUUAAGAGGUGCUAGAUAUUCUCAGACGGAAAGAGCGAGCCGCUUUCCAGUGGCUGUACUAUGCUAUGCUAAGCUAAGCUAGGCUAGGCUAGGCUAGGCUAAGCUAGCCAAUCGUUGUUUCAUGUUUACAAAAGCUCACACCUAACUAAGACAAAAUGUUUCCCCAAAACCACCGAAUCGUUCCUUUAAACGCAGCUCGACCCGGGCUAGCGUUCUCCGUCCGUCCAGCGCUCGCUGAGGGCUGACGUACAGUAAAAUCAGGGCAUUGGCUCAAAUCGCCUCACGCUCUGAACUCCAGUGAUUAACUGAGCCAGCAGCAGGAAAAAAUAAAAUAAGAAGUGGCGUUUUUUGGAUCCGGAGUAAUGUGUGUGUGUGUACGUGUUGAUCCGAGGGCUCAGCAGUUCUCCGGUUUAUUGCGCUUUUUUGGCGCGAUAAAAUACAAAAAAAAAAAAGGAUGCACGCUUCCCUGGGGUGCGGUGCUGGCAUUUGCCGCGGACUGAAUGUGAAACAGGAUCCUCGUGCGGCCCGGUGAUGUUUAUUCCAGCUUUAGCGGGGCACAUUUCACAUACGGUUACAGACAACAAAGAGGGAGAGGUCAAGCCAGUUUACUGACUCUGACUGUGUGUGGGUGGUGUGUGUGUGUGUGUGUGUGUAUAUGUGUGAUUAAAUUACACUCUUAGGGAUAACACUUCAUUUGUUCUCACUGUAGGACUGUUCACUAGUGAAAUUGCCUCUUUGCUUCUAGACAAAGGCAUUAUGUGCUCAGCUAUGUUUAGUUCGGUGCUUUUUCCAGAGGCUUUUACUUGUUGUCUGUCUUCCCUCCGUCCCUGUGAAGGCAGGACUUGGAGUGUGUCCUCAUACGUCCCAGGGUUGUGUUUACUGUAUGUAUGAGUCCUCCCGCAGCGAUACAAGCAGUCGAGUUAGUUAGAAAGUCCCACAGCGCCGAGAAAAGAGCUGUUAAAGAAGUUAAAAGUCUCCUAACUCCACUUUGCUUUUCCCAUCAGUGCGUGUGCGUGCGUCUGGUUUCUGAUACGUCUCAUUGUGCAUCUUGAUCGCGCGCAUGCCUGCUGGAUGAUGCGUGAGAUUGUGUGUGUGUGUGUGUGUGUGUGUGUGUGUGUGUGUUUUCGCAAGCUCGUCCGCUUCACAACUGGAGACUGGACAGAACCCUGCGGGCCCAGCAGCAUCUUCUGCGCCUGCCAGGCUAAAACAUUGGUGCUAAACUGACCUACACUGGCCAGGGCUGUUUUUCCACAGUGCUAUUUCUGUCAGCACUCCUCCUCCUCCUCCUCCUCCUCCUCCUCCUCCUCCUCCCGCUGUCACUGGCUCAAAGCUUGAAUGAUUACAACAGGAUCCAAAGUCAUACAUUUUCAUUUAACCUGAGUCCUUAUGGUGCACCACUUAGCCUCUUGGGUUAAGGACCAUAUAUCCUAGCGGUGAUUAUUAGCGCAACGUAGCGAAGUAGCUCAUUGAAGGUCAGGAGGGAUCAAAUUAUUGCCACGCACAGAGAUCAGUGGGUGCUAUUCUGCACCAGGGAGGCUCAUAAAGAAAUAAUAAUAAAAAAAAACAAACAAACAGAUGAUCCAUGCUUGUCAGAUCAUUACGAUGACAUGAUAUGUGUUUACUGACACGGACCUUACAACUCAAAGCCCUUAACUUAGGCUUCAGUCUUUAGCAUGUCCAGCUAAUUAGCUUUUAGCUUAGCAUUUAAGAGUUAGAUCCAUUUCACUUUUUGGGGGGGCGGGGAGGUUAUAGGUCACAUACAAAAAUAAAAUCCAUAGUCUAGUACACCUAUUACGAUGAAGUCGAUCCUGGAAGCUAGCAAAGCGUUGGCUUACAUUAGCAGCCGGUGAGGAUGCUAGCUGUGACAUGUAGCGUUAGCGAGGACAGCACAUUUUAAGCCACUUAUGGCUCAUAAAAGGCUUUUCCAGGAACAUUAAAAAGUCGGGCACUUACAGCCUUUUCAUCCAAGUUGUGUAGCACUGUGCCAGUAAAUCAAACGUUCCCAAAGAGAAAUGAGAUGCUCAUGCAGCCGCUGUUUCAUUAUUACCGUGACUUUCGAGUGGUAACUAUGUCACCGCCGUCUCUGUAAACUACGCGUCCCUACGAGAAUAAAGAGCUUGACAGGAAUAGACAAGAGGAAGGAGGGCUUGGCGAACCAUCAAUCGAGCUGUCCAAUCAUGUCCUUAUGUUCGGGAAUGCACUCUGAUGACACCCAUUUUUUUUUCUUUUUUUUUCGAAAAUGUCAGUUCUUUUUAUACCAUGUUUGUUUUUUUUGCGUGUGUUUUUUUCAGUGAAUGUCUCUCUGCAUUGUUUUUCUGUUGUCGUCCGUCUUCAGAAGCGCCGCUCUGUCGAUCAAUAAAUAACGUUUGAAAUGA